AUGUUUAGGCUAAUCCAUUUCUGGGAAGCUAAAAACAAUUCGAAUGAAGGCAUCCUACUUGGGGUCGAGAUACUGAUUAUUGAUGAAGCGCUCAGGGAUUCAUCCCUAAAAACCGUCUCAACCGAUAUGAGAAUGAUCUUGAACGUGGCUGUAUCUACACUCUCACAAACUUCUUUGCAUCCAACAACAAGGUUGGCUGCUGCUUCUUCAGUCAACAAGAUAGAGAUAGUUAAAGUUGAAACGCUCACAAUACGUGGGAUUGCUGCCUUCAUCAACCAUGAGCCAGCUAAGAUUGCCUACUUUGACUGCAUUUCCACAUUCUAUGAUGUCAAGCUUGGUACUGAGUGGUAUUACAUUGCUUGCAAGGAUUGUCAAACAAAGUUAAACCAGGGACCUACAACUUUCAAAUGUCCAAAAUGCAGAAAUGAAAAUGCUACAUCAAUAGCUAAUUUCUGGGUGGAAUUAUCCGUCUAUGAUAGUGAGGAGCAGUCCAUGUUCAUCAUUCUUGGAGAUGCUGGGAAAGAGCUGACAGGCAGAAGAGCAACAGAGCUAAUCGAUAAAUAUGCUGAGGAAAAUGGUGGCGAUGCUGCUGAGCAUGAGGUCCCACUACCACAAUGUUUCAUUGAUACCAUAGUACAAACACACAAAUUCAGGAUCAAGGUGGCCCACUUCAAUUUCACAUCGAAGAUGUCCUUGACUAUUACAAAAUUAGUCUCCCAGCAGUCCGACCUCCUAAAGACCGACCAGCUGACAUGCCAGCUCUGCCUCCAGCCAGAUCAAGGUGGCCCACUUCAAUUUCACAUCGAAGAUGUCCUUGACUAUUACAAAAUUAGUCUCCCAGCAGUCCGACCUCCUAAAGACCGACCAGCUGACAUGCCAGCUCUGCCUCCAGCCAGUGAGGUGGAUAUCUCAGUGGUGACUGAAAGCAGUGGUGGAGGAUCUCCAUAUGCAAACUGUCUUCCCUCAUCUACUGAGGAGCAGCAGAAACCAAAGCGCCCCAGGC
Messenger RNA from Eruca vesicaria subsp. sativa (arugula), 1003 nucleotides. NCBI's taxonomy places the organism in Eukaryota, Viridiplantae, Streptophyta, Magnoliopsida, Brassicales, Brassicaceae. The record is from the annotation of a GenBank genome assembly.